GGGCGGGGCCUGCGGGGCGGGGCCUGAGGAGCCGGGUCGAGCAGAGCAGCGAGUGGAACGCAGAGGCGGGGCUGGGGCUGUGCAGCGGCAGCCGGAGCGGUUUCAGGAGCGCACGGGGCGAAGAUGGCGGCGGAGCGGCAGGACGCGCUGAGGGAGUUCGUGGCGGUGACGGGCGCUGAGGAGGACCGGGCCCGCUUCUUCCUCGAGUCGGCCGGCUGGGACUUGCAGAUUGCACUAGCGAGCUUUUAUGAGGACGGAGGGGAUGAUGACAUUGUGACCAUUUCACAGGCAGCCCCCAGUUCAGUGUCCAGAGGCACUGCCCCCAGUGAUAAUAGGGUGACCUCCUUCAGAGACCUUAUUCAUGACCAAGAUGAAGACGAGGAAGAAGAGGAGGGCCAGAGGAGCAGGUUUUAUGCUGGGGGAUCAGAGAGAAGUGGACAGCAGAUUGUCGGCCCUCCCAGGAAGAAAAGUCCCAAUGAGCUGGUGGAUGAUCUCUUUAAAGGUGCCAAGGAGCACGGAGCCGUAGCUGUGGAGCGAGUGACCAAGAGCCCUGGAGAGACCAGUAAACCAAGACCAUUUGCAGGGGGUGGCUACCGCCUUGGGGCAGCACCAGAGGAAGAGUCUGCCUACGUGGCAGGAGAAAGGCGGCGGCAUUCCAGCCAAGAUGUUCAUAUUGUGCUGAAGCUCUGGAAAAGUGGAUUCAGCCUGGAUAAUGGUGAACUCCGGAGCUACCAAGACCCAUCCAAUGCCCAGUUUCUGGAGUCUAUCCGCAGAGGGGAGGUGCCGGCAGAGCUGCGGAGGUUAGCUCAUGGUGGGCAGGUGAACUUAGACAUGGAGGACCAUCGGGAUGAGGACUUUGUGAAACCCAAAGGAGCCUUCAAAGCCUUCACUGGAGAGGGCCAGAAACUGGGCAGCACUGCCCCCCAGGUGUUGAAUACCAGCUCUCCAGCCCAGCAGGCAGAGAAUGAAGCCAAAGCAAGUUCUUCCAUCUCAAUUAACGAGUCAGAGCCCACCACAAACAUCCAAAUCCGGCUUGCCGACGGAGGGCGGCUGGUGCAGAAAUUUAACCACAGCCACAGGAUCAGCGACAUCCGGCUCUUCAUUGUGGAUGCCCGGCCAGCCAUGGCUGCCACCAGCUUUGUCCUCAUGACUACCUUCCCCAACAAAGAGCUGGCUGACGAGAGCCAGACCCUGAAGGAAGCCAACUUGCUCAAUGCUGUCAUCGUGCAGCGGUUAACAUAACUGCCCGGCCAGCCUCCCCUCUCUCCUGUGUUUCCCAUGGCCAGCAACCAUGCCUGUGGGGACACCCUCCUGCCCCUCCUGCAUACCCAGCAGUCCAGUGCCACGUCUCCUCCGUAGCUCUGGGUUCUUAGACUUUGGUUGGACAUUUGUUUUUUUUUUUUUUCCUUAGUUGCGUUUCUCGAGUUUUUGUGAUGAUCAAUGGACUUUAAAGAAAAAAAAAUAAAAAGAACCAAAAAAACUGAA
Molecule: messenger RNA, 1485 nt
Organism: Dipodomys spectabilis (banner-tailed kangaroo rat)
Lineage: Eukaryota; Metazoa; Chordata; Mammalia; Rodentia; Heteromyidae
Gene: Nsfl1c
Product: NSFL1 cofactor
Exons: 10
Coding region: 124-1242 (372 amino acids)
Biological process (GO): Golgi organization; proteasome-mediated ubiquitin-dependent protein catabolic process; autophagosome assembly
Cellular component (GO): cytosol; nucleus
Molecular function (GO): ubiquitin binding
Source: RefSeq, a predicted model, not a curated record